GUGGAUGAUUUUCUUCAGCAUAAAGUCGGUUCCGGUUCUUCCCCAUCUGAUCGUGCGUUUUUUUUUCCUCUUAUUCUCAGUUUUUACCCUGUGAGCAAAAAAACAAAGAAGAAAUCAUGACGAUCUUCCUGAGAACCUUAGAAAACAAAACCCUAGCCCUAAACCUGAAUCCAAAUUCCACAUCUUUGGAAACCCUACAACUCACAAUCGAACAAAAAUCAGGCACUCCAAUAAAUCUCCAACGUAUCUUCUUAUCUGGUCGUAGAUUAAUUGGAACUCAAAACUCCGAAAAAACCCUAAUCAAUUUAGGGAUUCAAUCAAACUCACAUCUUUCACUCGAAAUACAAGUAUUAGGAGGAAUGCAAGCACCAGUUGCACCAAAACUGCGACUCGAAUUUCUGAGUUCAAAACCACCACCUAACUAUGUAGCAGGUUUAGGUCGUGGUGCUACUGGGUUUACAACUAGGUCUGAUAUCGGUCCAGCUAGAACUGCACCAGAUCUUCCAGGUAGUACUAGUGGGGGUGCUAUUGGUGCUCCACCUCAAGGCGGUGUUGGUCGUGGAAGAGGGAAAGGUGGGGAAGAUGAAGGAGGAGCAGAAGAUGAUGAAGCUGAGGAAAAGGGUUAUGAUGAGAAUCAACAAUUUGAUGAGUUUGAAGGGAACGAUGUUGGGUUGUUUGCGACUGGUGAAUACGAUGAAGAUGAUAAAGAAGCGGAUGCAGUAUGGGAAGCUAUUGAUGAGAGAAUGGAUUCAAGAAGGAAAGAUAGGAGAGAAGCUAGAUUGAAAGAAGAGAUUGAGAAAUAUAGAGCUUCGAAUCCUAAAAUUACAGAACAAUUUGCUAAUUUGAAGAGGAAAUUGCAUACGGUGUCGGCUCAAGAAUGGGAUAAUAUACCUGAGAUUGGAGAUUAUUCUUCUGGGAGGAAUAAGAAAAAGAGGUUUGAAUCUUUUGUACCUGUUCCUGAUACAUUGUUAGAGAAAGCUAGACAGGAGCAACAAAAUGUUACGGCGUUGGAUCCGAAGAGUAGGGCAGCUGGUGGGACGGAGACUCCAUGGGCGCAGACACCUGUAACGGAUUUAACUGCGGUUGGUGAAGGCCGAGGUACCGUUUUGUCACUGAAAUUAGACAGAUUGUCUGAUUCUGUAUCUGGGUUAACUGUUGUUGAUCCAAAAGGUUAUUUGACUGAUUUAAAGAGCAUGAAAAUUACUAGUGAUGCUGAGAUUUCUGAUAUAAAGAAGGCUAGGUUGUUGCUUAAAUCUGUUAUACAAACAAAUCCAAAACACCCACCAGGGUGGAUUGCUGCGGCGAGACUCGAAGAAGUUGCAGGGAAAAUACAAGCUGCUAGGCAAUUGAUACAGAAAGGUUGUGAAGAGUGUCCUAAGAGUGAAGAUGUUUGGUUAGAAGCGUGUAGGCUCUCAAAUCCAGAUGAAGCUAAAGGUGUAAUUGCUAGGGGUGUUAAGACGAUUCCGAAUUCUGUAAAGUUGUGGAUGUUAGCUGCAAAACUAGAGCAAGAUGUCGGAAAUAAAUGUAAGGUACUGAGGAAAGGACUUGAACACAUCCCAGAUUCUGUUAGGCUUUGGAAAGCAGUGGUGGAAUUAUCUAAUGAAGAAGAUGCAAGGUUAUAUCUUCAGAGAGCUGUUGAAUGUUGUCCAUUGCAUAUUGAACUUUGGCUUGCUCUUGCGAGGCUGGAGACGUAUGAUAACGCAAAGAAAGUUUUAAACAAGGCAAGGGAGAAACUGACCAAGGAACCGGCUAUUUGGAUCACUGCUGCGAAACUUGAAGAAGCAAAUGGGAAUACUGGUAUGGUUGGGAAGAUCAUAGAGAGGGGAAUUCGCUCUUUACAAAAAGAAGGAUUGGAUAUUGAUAGAGAAGUUUGGAUGAAGGAAGCUGAGGCGGCGGAACGAGCAGGGUCUGUUCUUACUUGCCAGGCUAUUAUUCGGAACACUAUUGGGGUUGGGGUUGAAGAAGAAGAUCGGAAAAGGACUUGGGUUGCGGAUGCAGAGGAAUGCAAGAAGAGAGGUUCAAUUGAAACUGCUAGAGCUAUUUAUGCGCACGCCCUUACAGUGUUUCUGAUUAAGAAGAGUAUUUGGCUUAAGGCAGCUCAACUAGAGAAGAGCCAUGGAACUAGGGAAUCACUAGAUUCUCUUCUACGUAAAGCUGUAACCUAUAGGCCUCAAGCUGAGGUUUUAUGGCUUAUGGGUGCCAAAGAAAAGUGGCUUGCAGGAGACGUUCCUGCUGCUAGAGCAAUUCUUCAAGAGGCUUAUGCUGCGAUACCUAACUCGGAAGAGAUUUGGCUUGCUGCAUUCAAGUUAGAAUUUGAGAAUCACGAACCGGAAAGAGCAAGAAUGCUGCUUGCUAAAGCAAGAGAAAGAGGAGGUACAGAGAGAGUUUGGAUGAAAUCAGCCAUUGUUGAGAGAGAAUUAGGAAAUGCUUCCGAGGAGAGAAAAUUACUUGAGGAAGGCCUAAAACUCUUCCCAUCAUUUUUUAAAUUGUGGUUGAUGCUGGGGCAAUUGGACGACAGACUUGGUCACUUGGAACAAGCUAAAGAGGCUUAUGAGACUGGAAUUAAACAUUGCCCAAGCUGCAUCCCUCUUUGGCUCUCACUUGCUAGUUUGGAGGAGAAGAUGAACGGGCUGAGCAAAGCUCGAGCAGUUCUCACAAUGGGCAGGAAGAGAAAUCCAAAAAGCCCUGAACUUUGGCUUGCUGCUGUUAGAGCUGAAUCACGAAAUGGCAACAAAAAGGAAUCUGAGAUUCUAAUAGCCAAGGCAUUGCAGGAGUGCCCAGCAAGUGGGAUACUAUGGGCAACAUCAAUUGAGAUGGUCCCGCGUCCCCAGCGAAAAACUAAAAGUGCAGAUGCUCUGAAACGAUGCAAUAAUGAUCCCCAUGUCAUUGCAGUGGUGGCUAAAAUGUUUUGGCAUGACAGGAAGGUCGACAAAGCUAGAAACUGGUUAAACAGAGCGGUUACUCUUGCCCCAGAUAUUGGUGACUUCUGGGCAAUGUGUUACAAGUUUGAACUCCAGCAUGGAACUGAGGAGACCCAGAGGGAUGUCUUGAAAAGAUGCGUCGCUGCAGAGCCAAAGCAUGGCGAGAGAUGGCAGGCAAUAUCUAAAGCCGUAGAGAAUUCCCACCUUCCUGUAGAAGCCAUUCUAAAGAAAGCAGUCGUUAUUCUUGGAAAAGAUGAGAAUGCUUCUGAGAGUGGCAAAAACUAGAAUUGAUUGUAAGUUCAUGUCCUUUGAAAGCUUAUCUUUUAUGCUUCUAUAAAUUUGUGCUUGUUAGUCUAGUCAGAAGAAAGAUAUUCUAUGCUUCUGUUACUAUUUCGCUUCUCACAUAUUUUUGUUGAUUGUCGAACUGGUGUGCUAUUGUAGCAGUUCCUUUUGAGUCGUUAACCAAACAAGUUACCAGGCAUUAAUAUUAGGAUUUUUUUAAUUCAGUAAUGUUCUAAAAUUUAUGAUCGAGUUGAAACAUAAAAAGUGUUGAUCCGUUGGAUUCUUUGUUCUUAAUGUUCUGAAAUUUAUGACUGAGUUGAAACUUAAUAAAUGUUAAUCAGUAGGUUUCCUUGUU
Messenger RNA from Papaver somniferum (opium poppy), 3558 nucleotides. RefSeq names its product protein STABILIZED1-like. NCBI's taxonomy places the organism in Eukaryota, Viridiplantae, Streptophyta, Magnoliopsida, Ranunculales, Papaveraceae. The record is from RefSeq and is a predicted model, not a curated record. Gene Ontology annotation, molecular function: protein binding. The coding region runs from base 117 to 3206 and encodes 1029 amino acids. Gene Ontology annotation, biological process: mRNA splicing, via spliceosome; spliceosomal tri-snRNP complex assembly; positive regulation of primary miRNA processing. The transcript has a single exon. Gene Ontology annotation, cellular component: U4/U6 x U5 tri-snRNP complex; catalytic step 2 spliceosome.